GCUUAACUUCUUACUCAAUUCGUGCUGAACUAAUCUCGCUGGGAAACGGUAAUUUAAAUAACGCCGUUCGAGGCUGACUAUCUACCCUAUCCAGAUUUUUAUAAUCCAUUCAGCCUCGGUCAUCCGCAUUCAAGCUCUAUGGCUUUUAUUUCCAUUGCCCCUCUCACGUGGAACAGGGUUGGUGCGCUAAUCGCAGUUUCUUCGCGGGUGCGUAGUACUUGUAUCUUUAGUUUGCGGGCCACGUAUACCACAACCAUACUGGAUUUAGCUCGGCACCCAAUAUACACUAUACCAUGUAAUGAAUCGGGCAUCCUUAACAGGCUGCCCCACAAUGCGGUUCCGUUUUAACACCUACAUCCAAACUCGCCUCUACCAACAGAAAGGGAUUUCGUUUCGUACAAUGUCUGCUGCAAUACAGGAGCACUAUCCCCCGGACUGUCGGUUAUCGACCAUAACGGCUGAAGGCUUUACCGCU
Messenger RNA from Serpula lacrymans var. lacrymans S7.9, 475 nucleotides. RefSeq lists its product as uncharacterized. The transcript has a single exon. The record is from RefSeq and is a predicted model, not a curated record. Lineage: Eukaryota; Fungi; Basidiomycota; Agaricomycetes; Boletales; Serpulaceae. Bases 139 to 348 code for a protein of 69 amino acids.